GAAGUUUUGACGGAUCAAUUCUUCCAUCGGGCUACUCUUGUUCCAGUCCCUCCUACCCCUGUUCUUAUUGUUGAGGCUUUCAAAGUGCCUUAGGAGGAAGGAUCAUUGCUACUGCCGCUCUUCAAGAGUCCAAUCAACCAGUUGACGGUAAGCGGGCCUAAGAGGCCAUUCAUAUAUCUGUUGGGUCGUCAAAUUCAUCUCUUUCAGCUAUGGUGGAGUAGCAUCGUCUUUCUAGGUAAUUUGAUUUGCCCCCUACAUCAAGUUGAAAGGCAGGUAGGGGAAGUUCACGCAGGUCGUCAAAACAUCCACCCAAAGGGGUAUCUCCCACGUCAUGUUAACGCCACCUCCAAUCAGGGAAAGGGCAAGCAGAGACCACAACUAAGGGGCCAAUCUAGUACGUUUUUCAACCAAUGAUAGGGGAUCACUCGCUGAUUCUGUACUCUCGGAUGUAGGCAUUACUCUAGUAAUGGCUUGAGGCAUACGCGUCCCUGAAGACAUCUAUCGUUUAGAAGGACAGCCUGACCAACAUAUAUUAGGACAAGAUAUCCAAAAUCUGGUGAUGACACAGUGGCCAACAAUCCCUCGGAAUUUACCAAAGAUACUUCGUCCCUUGAUGCUUUUGCUCAAGCCAUUGAUUCAGUUUCUUAUGCUUCUUUGGUUUCUUUGUGUCAAAAUACCUGCUCCUGAUGUUUUUAUAGUGCAGAAUCCACCUUCUGUCCCAACUUUAGUGGCUGUAAAGUGGGCAAGCUGGUUGAGGCGUUCUGCAUUUAUUGUUGAUUGGCACAGUUUUGGAUAUACUUUGCUAGCAUUGUCUCUCAGAAGAAGUAGUGUUUUUGUGGCAAUAUACCAUUGGUUUGAGAAGCAUUUUGGGAAGAUGGCAAAUGGUUCCUUAUGCGCGACAAGGGCAAUGCAACAUGAAUUGGCACAAAACUGGGGAAUUAAAUUACUGACUUGCCAUUUUCUCUAUAUUCAACAUUUGUCAUUGAGGCCCGCCAUGGUUUCAUCAAAGGACAUGAUUAAAGGAAUCAUCCUAGCAACUAUAAUUGGACCGCCUAUUGUCGCAGCAAUUAUUGUAAUAGUACAGAAAGGAAGUCCUUGGCCAUCUAUCUUUGGGGGUUUCUGCUUGUUCUAUCUCUUGUGAUGAUGACUGUGUACGACGUUUUAAUUGCGUCACUUUUUAACAAGCUCACUCCACUUUCGGAUGGAGAACUCUGCAUGGUUGAGAAGCUAUUUAUUCACUACGUGGUCAGAUCUUAUCUUGGGUUAUUUGAACAGGUUUACUGUCAAUAAGUUGCGUUGAUUGUUUAUUUGAAUAGGUUUACCAUCAAUAAGUCGGUGAUUCAUCAGAGCGAUUUCGAAGUUCUCUCUCGAAAUCAAAAUCGAAGUUCAUCUCAGUGAUUCAUAACGGUUGGAACUAUUAUUGGGCUUCUGGCCUUGACAGGAUUGGUAGUCUUUAUGCUUUUCUUUCUGGCAGCAGCUGUCAAUGCCAUUAUAAUAUCUCUUCUCGUGUCUUUAGCUGCAGCAGGGGGCUUCUUGGCUCUUUUCUUUGCCUGUGUGACGGCAAUUUACAUUGGGGCAUUAUUAGUUUGGGCUCACACUUGGCUCUAUCUAGAUAGAUCAGCCAAUAGACUUCAGCUUGGUAGAGUUCUUGGGGAUGAAUGUCUAUUGUUCUUGAGAUUUGACUGUACAUUUUGUACCAGUUA
Messenger RNA from Camellia sinensis, 1703 nucleotides. Lineage: Eukaryota; Viridiplantae; Streptophyta; Magnoliopsida; Ericales; Theaceae. The record is from RefSeq and is a predicted model, not a curated record.